Molecule: messenger RNA, 1065 nt
Organism: Acanthoscelides obtectus
Lineage: Eukaryota; Metazoa; Arthropoda; Insecta; Coleoptera; Chrysomelidae
Source: the annotation of a GenBank genome assembly
UCCAUAAGCGCCUAACCAAUAGCAACGCAUCUUAUUUCGACCAAUCGCAGAGUAGAAGUCUAGUCGGGUCCCGUGCUAGCUAACCAAUAGGAUACUUCGAAACAGGCGUCAGCGUCACUUCACUUCACUUUGACUUUCUCCUUUGUUGUGUUCUGUCGAUCGCUUGUGUAUUUUCCAGUUCAAUUUUUGGAAUUUUCUAAAGUAUGGCACGUACAAAGCAGACUGCCCGUAAAUCUACGGGAGGAAAAGCGCCCCGUAAACAGCUGGCCACAAAGGCGGCAAGGAAAUCUGCCCCAUCCACAGGAGGUGUCAAGAAGCCUCAUCGUUACCGUCCUGGUACAGUAGCUCUCCGUGAGAUCAGGAGAUACCAGAAGUCUACUGAAUUGCUCAUCAGGAAACUGCCUUUCCAGCGAUUGGUUAGAGAGAUUGCACAAGACUUUAAGACCGAUCUGCGUUUCCAGUCUGCAGCUAUCGGAGCCUUACAGGAGGCUAGUGAGGCGUAUCUGGUAGGUCUUUUUGAAGACACCAACUUGUGCGCUAUUCACGCAAAACGUGUCACCAUCAUGCCUAAAGACAUACAGUUGGCACGCCGAAUUCGAGGAGAGAGAGCGUAAAUCACAAUUCUCUUAAUCUUAAUGCAUACAUUUAUUGUAGAAUUCAAUGUUCAUUUCUUGUGAGUGUCCUGCCAAGCAGUUAUAGCUAAAGGCAUUUGAUCAUAGUGGUGACACUUUGUUAAAAUGCUUUGAAACAUAACUUGUUACUGUAUUCAUCAUCCAUCAUAAUAUAUAUCAUAUAUUAAAUUACUCAUUGUACUUUUAUUGGUUGUCAGUAUUUAUGAACAUUUAUCAUUUAGGAAGACAUCUGGUAAAAUGAAUAUUUCAAUCUGACAGCAUUUCUACAGUUUGACUAGCAUAACAGACAAACACGUGUUCAAAUUUGUCAUUUAUACAGUGUUUUGCAGGAGUAUGUGUGUAGUGUAGUUUCCUUUUAUUUUGUCUAAGUUAGAAAUGUAAGGUCUUUUUUAAUGUAUAAUGUACAACCUUGAAUAAAUAACAAAACAUGAGA